AUGGCUCCUACUUGGGGCUCCAUUGGGCACCACCGCAUGCACACUGAUGCCACAGGAGGGCACCACCGCAUGCACGCCCGUGACACAGAUGGGCACCCUCGGACUCUUACGCGUCUCACAAGGGGGCGCACACAGACAGGCACUGAGGAUAGAGCUGAUUGCAGCGUGGGCUCGUUAGGUAAUAUCACCCCCCUGACCCUGCAGCAGCGGGUGGACAUUCUGAUAGGAGUGGCGCGUGCGCUGGACUAUCUGCACAGCUUUGGCAUCGUGCAUCGCGACAUCAAGCCCGCCAACAUCCUCCUGGACUCCAACAUGCAGGCGAAACUGGCAAACUUUGGUUUGCUGAGGGUGGGCGAGGGCAGCCGCUCACUGCAGUCCACGCGAGUGAUGGGCACGCCGGGCUAUGUGGACCCGGUCUAUAGUAUCACUCAUAAAGCCACUAUAAGUGCUGAUGUGUACAGCUUUGGAGUGGUGAUGAUGGAGCUGCUCACCUGCAAGCGUGUUGUGCUGCCAUGUGAAGAUGGAUCACACAUCCACAUCAAGGACUGGGUGGAGCAGCAGGUGGAGGGAGGGGACAGUGCGUCGGUGGUCAACGUGGAUUUCAAUGCACCGCAUGCCGUGGCCUCCAAGCUAGUUGACACUUCUCUCUCAUGUGUCGCGAAGCUCGUGUCAAAUCGACCCACUAUGAGCCAGGUGCUAGUUGAGCUUGAGGCUCUGCGCAGGGAGCUGAUGGGUGGAAGAGAGGAGAGAGUAGCCAGGCAGCUAGAUGCAGCAGUUCAACGAGCUUCACUGGAUUGUAGCCAACUGGAGGAGGAGCUUGCGGUGAUCUAUGGUGCUCAGAAUAAGUAG
Molecule: messenger RNA, 849 nt
Organism: Closterium sp. Yama58-4
Lineage: Eukaryota; Viridiplantae; Streptophyta; Zygnematophyceae; Desmidiales; Closteriaceae
Source: the annotation of a GenBank genome assembly